GUCUGUCAGUGACGUUUGGUUUGCUUCGUGUAAAUUUUGUGAUGUACAAGUUUCGAAUCCGUCUAUUUAUCAAUGAAUAUGGUGUACAUUAAUAGAUAAUGGUUGUUUAUGUUGCCUAUUUAAUAAUAAACUAAAGACACUGUGUAGAAGUCCAUAAUAUUGUUAUUUUAUUACUAUAAUGGAGGAUCUCAAUUUGACAGAAACCGAAAUGAGAUAUUUCGGUGAUUUGUUUUUAUGUUGUGACGAGGAAUCCAAUGGGAAAAUACCGAUUUUGAAAGCAACAGAAUUAUUUCGAUCAUCAAAUGUACACAACGAUGUCCUAAAACAGAUCAUGGAUAUAAGCGUUGCUCCUAACAACUGUUCGUCACUGAGUCAUAUGAACAGAAAACAAUUUUAUUCAGCACUGAAACUAAUAGCAGCCCAUCAAACAAACAUGACUUUGAAGCCUGAGCUAUUGUCCACUCCUGUGGAUUUGCCUUUGCCCAGGUUUACAUGGGCGCUCAAUUCUGAAGCGAAUGCUGACUUGAUACAGUUGUCUAGUUCACCGCAAGAGCACCAACAUCACUUGGGUAAAAGAGAGAGAAAUUUUGGGGGAACCCUUGGUGCAUAUGAGCCUAUUAGACUGUCAUCCAACAUGUCGGACAGUGAUGUCCCACAGACGUUGUCUCACGACACUACUGAAGGAUUAAGUACAGAUUCUGAAAUUGAAUCUGAGACGUUGUCCCAGCGAUCAGGAUCACGUGGGAGGAGAGUAGGCAAGACUGGUUCACCGUGGAGUACGGCUAGCGAGAGUCCGACGCCGACCAAUAGCGUGGCGGAACGAGUACACCCUGUGUGGGAACAUAGCGCCACCGGCCGGGGGGUGUGGCCCGCUAACACUGGGGAGGAACACACACGAUUACUUGGUACUGAAGAAGAGUCGUCGGACCGCCACUCGUCGGAGGAGGAGGGCGACGCGUCGGACGACGUGUGGGCGCUGUCGGACGCGCAGGCGCGGCACUACGCGGCGCAGUUCGCGCAGCUGCGUCCAGAACGCGGCAUGUUAUCCGGACAGACUGCUAGGUUAUUUUUCGAAAAAUCUCACCUACCGGUACCCGACCUCCGGAAGAUAUGGCAGCUGUCGGACAUCAACAAGGAUGGCAUGCUAACGCUGGAGGAGUUCAGUAUAGCGAUGCACCUGAUCGUGCUGCGGCGGAACAACAUCCCCGUGCCCGACGCCCUCCCCGCCUGCCUCGUGCCGCGCGUCGACUCGCGCUACUCCGCGCACGCCGUCACCACCGACCUCGUCGACCUCGGCGCCGACAUGUUCAGCUCCGGCACCUCCGCCGACUUCAACUUCGCGCCCAAACCCGACGCGCACGACCCCUACGACGCCACCAAAAUCACUAAGAAACAACCCGAAGAACGACCACCCUCGUUGACUCCGCCGAAAGCCGAAACACAAGUCAACAAUAAGGAGUGGACUAAAUUUGUAGACUCGCCGACAUCGAGCGUGUCCAGCCCCGGGCCCAAGCCUGUCAACUUCGACUUCCACAAGUCGGCGGUGGAGCGCGACCCUAAGAUCUUCCACCCCGUGGCCGUGCGCGUGACGCCCGACGGCAACUCCCUGCCGCCGCACGACGACGCGCGGGGCAGCACCUCGCCGCGCCGCGACGCCUUCGAGCUCGCCUCGCCUAAACGUCUCAACUCCACUGAACCGCCGUCCAACGGCGCUGAAAUAAAGUCUAUCCAGCGGCCACAGCCGCGCAAGCCCGUCAAGCCGGCGGGAGUCCUUCCCCCUCCCCCUGCGCGUGACGAUGGUCCCCAGUCAUUGCAGGCACCUCCCUAUGCUCCUAAGAAGGAGCCCCCGCCGCCGCCGCCCCCGCGCCCGCUUCGUAAUCACGCUCGCUCCAGUUCGCUCGAUCUGAAUCGGCUUAAAUCUGCACCCGCUCCGCCUCCGCAGCCGCCACCGCGGGCGUCACCCUCAACAGCUGAACCACCGCGUCGCCUGGCCAACCAGCGCAGCGAGGGCGAGCCGGCGUUCCCGCCGGACGCGUUCUCUGCGCGGGAGUACGACACGGAGGGGUUCGGGUACGCGCGCGAGGACGCGCCCAAGAUGCACGGCGCGUUCGAGGUGUACCGCAAGCCCGCCGCCGCCGCCGCCGCCUCGCCCGCGCCCGACGCGCGCGCGCUGGCGGAGCAGAACGCCGUGCUGCACCGCGUGUGCCGCGCGCUGCAGGCCGAGCUCGCCGACGUCACGCGCGACCGCGAGGCGCUGCGCGUGCGCCUCGACGCCGCCACGCACGCACACAUGUAAUCUCAACGCAUCUACUGCUGUCCUAUUGCCGAUGCAAACAUUAUAACUAGCGCCUCCAGUGGCAAAAUUGUGAAGCUGUCUAAGAACGACACUUUGUGUCAAAAUACAAA
Molecule: messenger RNA, 2406 nt
Organism: Helicoverpa zea (corn earworm)
Lineage: Eukaryota; Metazoa; Arthropoda; Insecta; Lepidoptera; Noctuidae
Gene: Reps
Product: ralBP1-associated Eps domain-containing protein 1
Exons: 5
Coding region: 179-2296 (705 amino acids)
Biological process (GO): endocytosis; endosomal transport
Cellular component (GO): plasma membrane; cytoplasm
Molecular function (GO): protein binding; calcium ion binding
Source: RefSeq, a predicted model, not a curated record